AGUUGGGGAGUUUUCUCUUAAGAAGACGGGUUGCGUACCUCGCUUUCUUCUAUUUGGACCAACAAAUGCUCUUUGUUGAAGAAACAAAGAAGGGCGGAAGAUUCCUGAAUAUUAUAUUGGAUGAGCUCAGAUUACGAGUACAAGCAUCAAAGAUGGACAUAUAGAAUAUGUGGUCUGUGAUCCAACGCCUAACACUUGGUUCAUAUUUUCACAAGCUGGGUCUCUUUUAUAUUUUCGUCAUAUCCACGCCCAAUUAUAUAUCAAUCUGAUUUUGCAGCUUCCAAUUGGAUCAUUGGCUAAUUAUUGUAACUACUUGGAUGUUCUUCCAUUACUUCACCGUUCACCGUUCUUCAUAUCUCUAAAUUUCCAAGCAUGAAAUCUUUGGACAAGAAGGGGCUUCAACAACUGACAAAUUGAUUGAAUGAGCUAAAAUUCUAAAUACAGGAGAUGGAAAAGCUUGGUUAUGAAUACACAAAGCAGAGGCUUGCAUAUACACGUGCUCAAAAAUACCAAUCAAUACCUUUUCUUCGGAUAGCUGCUAUGUGGGAAGAAGAAGAAAAGAUUCAUUUGGAUGAAUGGGUUUUUGAGUUAAAGACAAAAUGGAAGCCUCCUUUAAUGAUGACAGCAAUGGACCUUUCGAUUCUACUGUGUCACCAACACAUUCAGCAUCAAGCUCAUGAGGCAUCUCAGCCCUCAUUGUUGAGCAAAGGGGUGCCCGAAGAUCUGAGAUAUCUUCAUCUGCAAUCCAAAUAUCAGGCAAAUGAUGCUGCUGAGGCCCACUAAAUUAUUGUUGGUGACAUCUUUGAAUUUGCAUUCUCACCAUUUGGUUCUCUGUAAAAGAUGUCCUCAUGUUUUAAGGUGGUGAACAGUCAACAUUCAAACUUUGACCAAAAUUAUCAUUGGAGACAGGAAAAUGGAAAACUUCCCAUGAAGCUUGUGAAGAUCAUGAGGGAUUUGUUGGUAUUUUUGACAUAUUGAAAAUGUUCUGUUUCAAUAUUUCACCAAUUGAGAGUCGGUGACUAGUGCUUAAUUUAGCUUUGAUUUUCAAUUCUAUUAGUUCCUUUGUCUGGAUGCAAGUUGUACAUUAUUUUCUAGGAAUGCAUGAACAGAUGUUGAUUUUGGUGUGUUGAGAUAUAUAUCAUUUUAAACGUACU
Molecule: messenger RNA, 1154 nt
Organism: Corylus avellana
Lineage: Eukaryota; Viridiplantae; Streptophyta; Magnoliopsida; Fagales; Betulaceae
Source: RefSeq, a predicted model, not a curated record